Molecule: messenger RNA, 874 nt
Organism: Physeter macrocephalus (sperm whale)
Lineage: Eukaryota; Metazoa; Chordata; Mammalia; Artiodactyla; Physeteridae
Gene: POLR3K
Product: RNA polymerase III subunit K
Exons: 3
Coding region: 44-370 (108 amino acids)
Biological process (GO): DNA-templated transcription; termination of RNA polymerase III transcription
Cellular component (GO): RNA polymerase III complex
Molecular function (GO): zinc ion binding; nucleic acid binding
Source: RefSeq, a predicted model, not a curated record
AACGGCCGCGAGAGGUGCCGGGAGAUCCGGGCUAGUCGCCGCGAUGCUGCUUUUCUGCCCGGGCUGCGGGAACGGGCUGAUCGUGGAGGAGGGGCAGCGCUGCCACCGCUUCGCUUGCAACACCUGCCCCUACGUGCACAACGUCACCCGCAAGGUAACAAAUCGGAAGUAUCCAAAGCUGAAAGAAGUGGAUGAUGUGCUCGGUGGAGCAGCUGCCUGGGAGAAUGUUGACUCUACUGCAGAGCCGUGUCCCAAAUGCGAACACCCUCGUGCCUAUUUCAUGCAGCUUCAGACCCGCUCUGCAGACGAGCCCAUGACCACCUUCUACAAGUGCUGCAAUGCUCAGUGUGGACAUCGCUGGCGGGACUAGGGCCAGGUUGGCUCAGCUGUGUCAGCGUCUGCUUACCGUAUUCCCCAGGGUGGAUUCCCAGCUGCGAGCGUGGCGGAAAGCUAACCCUUUUAGGGUGGCUGGCCAGGGGCUGAGGAAAUGUAGCCCAUCUCCCAGUCAGUGGAUUAACUCAUUAAUGUCCAGGAGACUGUGUGUGUGGAGAGGAGUGUCCAUAACUAAGUGCAUCCUGUUUAAGGUCCUGUUCUGCAUCUUUUACAUUUAUUGGGCAGUUGACAUUCUCUCACCAUCAGCCGACACUCUUAAACAUUUACAUUGUUUGCACAACUAAUAAAGUAAAACUUAGUAGUUUAGUACAUUAGAUGUCCCUCAGUAUUUAACUGUAAAUGCAAACUUAUUUAAUCAAAAUUUAUUCUGAAAAUUUAAUUAAAGUUAAAAGUCUAAUAUUACCUUCGCAGUGUUUUAAAUGCCUGAAGAAGUAGACAUCAAACCCCAAAACAGGAUUCCAAAACUGACUACUAUACUUAG